Rhinichthys klamathensis goyatoka is the source of this 5474-nucleotide messenger RNA. RefSeq names its product neogenin 1a (gene neo1a). NCBI's taxonomy places the organism in Eukaryota, Metazoa, Chordata, Actinopteri, Cypriniformes, Leuciscidae. Gene Ontology annotation, biological process: cell-cell adhesion. Gene Ontology annotation, molecular function: protein binding. The record is from RefSeq and is a predicted model, not a curated record. Gene Ontology annotation, cellular component: membrane. The transcript has 29 exons. The coding region runs from base 405 to 4679 and encodes 1424 amino acids.
UCCAGGUUCCUAUCUGAAUUCCUGCUGCUCUCUUUCUCUCUCUCUCUCUGAGAUCAGUGAAAAAAUAUCUCCAACCGUCCGGACUCUCUCUCUCUCCCUUCACCUUUACACAUUAUGUCUGCACUGACGCCUCUCAUUUCGCUAUUCUCCAAAUCGGCUUUGGUUUAAAUCCCGCAAAUAUGGAUUGACUUUGAUUUUACUCGUCGGUCGCCUGUUGAAGUUUUGAAGCGGCGGAUCGUGUCUCUGCUCAACGAGCUUCAUGUUUCCUUUGGCAACUUUCGGAAGUAACUCGUUCCGGAUGCGUUGUUCACACUAUUGAACUGAUCCGUGCGCGCGAUCAGGGGGAUUUUAAAUCGGGAUCGUGUCCGAGGCUUUCCACACUUCUUUUAUUCGUGUUUAAAGUGAUGGCGGAGCGGGGAGCCCGGCUGCUCCUCUCUCUUUUCUGCCUCACGAUCACACUUUCACAUGCUGAAAAAGGAUCAGCAUUGAGGAACUUCAGCCCAUUCCAGUUCUCCACGGAGCCGUCAGAUACGCUGGUUGUGCGGGGAGCGCUGGCGCUGCUCAACUGCUCAGUCCACGGCGAGUCUCCUGCCAAGAUCGAAUGGAAGAAAGACGGCUCUUUCCUCAGCCUGGCCUCAGAUGAUCGCAGGCAGGUCCUGGCGGACGGUUCUCUGCUCAUCAGCUCAGUGGUGCACUCUAAGCACAAUAAACCCGAUGAAGGGGUUUACCAGUGCGUGGCCACUAUAGACAACCUGGGCACCAUCGUUAGCCGUACAGCUAGACUCAAUGUUGCAGGAAUACCGCGGUUCCUCAGUCAGCCGGAAGCGGCGUCGGUGCGGGUCGGGGACAGUCACGUGAUGAACUGCGAGGUCAACCCUGACCUGGUGCCCUUCGUCCGCUGGGAAGGAAACAAGGAGCCGCUGGAGCUGGAUCAGAGAGUGUUUGCGCUGGCCAGUGGAGCUCUGGUCAUCAGUAACUCCAGCGAGGCCGACACGGGCCUGUACCGAUGCGUGAUCGAGAACGCCGGACCCAUCAAGACCAGCGAAGAGGCGCACUUACACGUUCUGCCGGAAUCCGGAGAGGAGAGGACCCUGGAGUUUCUCCUGGAGCCUCAACCAGUGUCUAGAGUCGUGGGGGAGAGCGUGCUGCUCCCCUGUGUGGUGACGGGAUAUCCCACAGCCUCCGUCACAUGGAUGCACAGAGACCAGCUCAUUGAGGACAGCACGGGCCGCUUCGAGGUGCUCGGCGGAGGCAGUCUGCAGAUCUUCAAUCUCACCGAGGAAGACGCCGGUGUGUACAACUGUCUGGCAGACAACGUCAACGGAUCCAUCGAGGCCCAGGCUGAGCUCACGCUGAGAGCUUCCCCACAGUUCCUGAAGAAACCUGCUAACGUAUAUGCUCAUGAAGCCACAGAUGUAAUCUUCGAGUGUGAGGUCACCGGCUCACCGGCUCCCACCAUCAAAUGGGUGAAGAACGGAGAUGCCGUCAUUCCCAGCGACUAUUUCAAGAUCAUUAAGGAGCAGAACUUGCAGGUGCUGGGACUGGUCAAGUCAGAUGAAGGUUUCUAUCAGUGUUUAGCUGAGAAUGACGCUGGUAAUGUGCAGUCGAGUGCUCAGCUCAUCAUACUGGAUCAAGAUGUAGCCCUGCCCUCCCCCCCUCCCACCUCACUGACCCGUGCCACUACUGACCAUCUAAUGCCAGGGUCCCGAGUCGGCGCUGGACCCAAACCCUCCGGCCCGCGGGACGUCGUGGCCUCACUGGUGUCCACUCGCUUCAUCAAACUGACCUGGCGUGUUCCCGCCGAACCACACGGAGAAGACGUCACCUACUCCGUCUACUACAUCCUGGAGGGCACUAACAGGCACAGGAUAGUGAACACCAGUCGUCCAGGAGAGAUGCAGGUCACCAUCCAGAACCUCAUGCCAGACUCCACGUAUGCCUUUCGUGUGGUGGCGCACAACAGAAACGGCCCUGGAGAGAGUUCAGCGCCUCUGAGAGUAGCCACCCAGCCUGAAGUCCAGGUUCCUGGUCCUGCUCCUAACCUUCAUGCAGUGGUCACGUCCCCCUCCACAGUGAGUCUCAGCUGGGACGUGCCCCUCAUAGGCAAUGGAGAGAUCCUAAACUACAAGAUCUAUCACAUGGAGAAGGGCAUGGACACUGAGCAGGAUCUGGAUGUGAACACACUGUCCUACACCAUGACUGGCCUGAAGAAGUUCACGGAGUACAGUUUCAGAGUGGUGGCCUACAACAAACAUGGACCUGGGGUCUCCACUGAGGACCUUUCUGUGCGCACAUACUCGGAUGUCCCCAGCGCUCCGCCACAGAACAUGACGGUUGAAGUGCUGAACUCGAAGAGCAUCAUGAUCAGAUGGCAACCUCCACCGGCAGAUGCUCAGAACGGUGAGAUCAUCGGCUACAAGAUCCGCUACAGGAAGGGGACGAGGAAGAGCGAGGUGGCGGAGAUCACUUCAGGAUCGCAGCUCUAUCAGCUCAUAGAUGGCCUGCAGCGAGGCACUGAAUACAUGUUGCGAGUGGCGGCCAUUUCGGUGAACGGCACGGGUCCCGCCACAGAUUGGACCACGGCUGAGACGUUCGAGAGCGAUCUGGACGAGACAAGCGUGCCGGACGUCCCCAGCUCCUUACAUGUACGGCCUCUGGUGAACAGCAUCGUAGUGAGUUGGACGCCCCCGGAGAACCAGGACAUCGUGGUGAGGGGUUACUCUAUCGGCUAUGGGAUCGGCAGCCCUCACGCACAGACCAUUAAAGUGGACUACAAACAGAGAUACUACACCAUUGAGAACUUGAAUCCCAGCUCACACUACGUCAUCACACUGAAGGCCUACAACAACGUGGGGGAGGGAAUCCCUGUGUACGAGAGCGCCAUCACACGACCCCAGUCAGACCCCAUAGACCCUGAUGUUGAUUUGUACGAACUUUUCCAUGCUCCAUACACUCCAGUACCAGAACCUUUACCCAUGCUGCCUCCCGUGGGCGUUCAGGCGUCCGUUCUGAGCCACGACAACAUCAAAGUCACAUGGGCGGACAACUCGCUGCCCAAGAACCAGAAGAUCACAGAUGCACGCUAUUACACGGUGCGCUGGAAGACCAACAUACCUGCAAACACAAAGUUUAAGGUGGCUAAUACCACCACACUUACUCACACGGUGGUGGGUCUUAAGCCCAACACUUUGUAUGAGUUCUCGGUCAUGGUGACGAAGGCCCGGAGGACCAGCACCUGGAGCAUGACUGCACACGGGACAACUUUUGAAACAAUCCCAAGUUCUGCACCUAAAGAUGUGACUGUAGUGAGCAAAGAGGGACGACCACGAACCAUCAUCGUCAACUGGCAGCCGCCUUCAGAAGCCAAUGGCAAGAUCACAGGUUACAUCAUUUAUUACAGCACUGAUGUGAAUGCAGAGGUUCAUGAUUGGGUCAUUGAACCAGUAGUGGGAAACAGGCUAACCCAUCAAAUUCAGGAGCUGACCCUUGAUACCACCUACUACUUCAAGAUCCAGGCGCGCAACUCCAAGGGGAUGGGUCCCAUGUCUGAAGCUGUCCAGUUUCGCACUCCUAAAGCCGAACCCUCUGACAAAAUGGCUAAUGACCAAGCUUCAGGACCAGUGAAACUAGGAAGACCCUCAUCACCAGAUCAAGGCUUUGGAUCAGGUGGGAAACCAGACAUGUCUGGCACUGGUGAUAACCACAUCCUGGUUAUUGUCAUCAUUGUGUCCGUGGGAGCAUUUACCAUCAUUGUGGUGGUGGUUGGCGCCUUCCUGUGUACACGCCGUACCACAACACAGCAGAAGAAGAAACGUGCAGCCUGCAAGUCCGCCAAUGGAUCCCACAAGUAUAAGGGAAACUCCAAAGAUCUGAAGCCACCAGACCUCUGGAUCCACCACGAACGUUUGGAGCUAAAGCCUAUUGACAAAUCGCCCGAAACCAAUCCAGUAAUGACCGACACGCCAAUCCCCCGAUCCUCCCAAGACAUCACCCCGGUUGACGGCUCCAUGGAUCCUAUGCUCCAGAGACGCAACUCGUACCGUGGCCAUGAAUCAGAGGACAGCAUGUCUACACUGGCAAGCCGUCGGGGAAUGAGACCUAAAAUGAUGAUGCCCUUUGAUGCACAACCCCCUCAGCCUGUGAUUAGUGCUCACCCCAUCCAUUCCCUCGAUAACCAUCACCAUCAUUAUCACUUGGGCAGCCUGGCCUCGCCGACACGCAGCUAUCUCCACCACCAGAGCAGCACACGGUCCAUCGCCACCCCCAUCUCUCAUCUAGACAGGGCAGAGUCCACAGAGUCUGUAAGGAACACCCCUAGUGCCGACCUGCUCCCUCCGUCUGGGCAGCCCUCCUGUACCACUGACCUUUCAGAGACAGACAUUAGCUACCACAGCUCAGUCACUGAGGAGGAGCCAGCUUUCGCUACGCCCACAGCACACGUUCGUCCCACACACCCACUCAAGAGUUUUGCAGUGCCGGCCGUCCCAGCUCACCCCAUGUAUGACUCGGCAGCAUUGCCUAGCACUCCAUUGCUGUCUCAGACAGGGCCUCACUCAGUUAAAACAGCCUCUAUCGGUACAUUGGGAAGGACGAGGACUCCUAUGCCUGUCAUAGUUCCAAGUGCACCGGAUGGUUCGGAAGGCAUCAGACUUCAUGAAGAUGCAGGGAGUUACCACUGACCUUCCCCUAUAAAACCCAAUUCCCUCAAACCCCAGCUCACCCCAACCCCACCCCCCCGCAGUAACCUUCUUCAUCUCCUUCAGAAUUACGAGACGGACGAGUUGACGGAGGAAAUGGCCCAUCUGGAGGGCUUAAUGAAGGACCUAAACGCCAUCACGACAGCCUGAGCACAAUCCUCACAAUAACACUAGAGCUUCCCCGCCACGGGGAGGCGCUCAGCACGGACGAGUUCUCAAUCAUUCGCUAAACGGAGAGAGAAAGGAGAGUGAGAUAGGAAGAAACAAUAACGUUUGGGAUACCUUGCUUGCUCUCAGGAAGGAGAAACCCAUCAAACGAGGACAUUCUGAGAAAGGACAUGCGGUUACUUCAACGAGAUGAUUGCGAUUUUUCUCUCGGCAUCCUACGUAAAUGUUUCCUUUUAUUUUAGUGGAGACCGUUUAAAAAGACACCAUUUUAUUAUCCUACGAAAAAAGGAAAGCUACAAUAUGCUGGUGUACGUGUUGGUGCUUGUAAGGCACACUUUACAGUGUUUCAUUUGUGUCUUUUUUUGUAUGUUUUUGUAUCUAUAUAUAUAUAUUGCCCCCCGUUCCAGCGAGGUGAACGUUGGACAACGUCCUUUUGAUUUCUGCAAGGCAUUUUGUAUUAAGCAUUUUGAUUGAUGUCUCUCUCUCUUUUGUAUGUCAUAUAAUGUGCCAUGUCUUAUUAUUUUCUUAAACAUGUUUUGUAUUGUUUUAUAUGCAUAUACACUUAUCAGUUUGUAUAUAUGUUUAAUACGGACUCACGUUGUCACCACA